Messenger RNA from Esox lucius (northern pike), 1734 nucleotides. RefSeq names its product snake venom vascular endothelial growth factor toxin ICPP. Gene Ontology annotation, biological process: positive regulation of angiogenesis; vascular endothelial growth factor receptor signaling pathway; induction of positive chemotaxis. Gene Ontology annotation, molecular function: vascular endothelial growth factor receptor binding; chemoattractant activity; growth factor activity. Lineage: Eukaryota; Metazoa; Chordata; Actinopteri; Esociformes; Esocidae. Gene Ontology annotation, cellular component: membrane. The record is from RefSeq and is a predicted model, not a curated record. The transcript is spliced from 7 exons. Bases 276 to 881 code for a protein of 201 amino acids.
CCAGGUAUCAUCCCGUAUCUUGCAUGUUAUUUUCAUGAAAAUGCCACUAUUCCAAAGUGAAAAUACAUAGCCUACAAUGUGUGAAUGCACAUUUUGAAAACGCAAUCUCAGUUCGGUUCUGGGUAAACAUCGUGAGUGAGAGGGAGGGAGGUAUAGAGGGUCAGGGAGGGGGAGAGAGAAGCACGGGCUUGGGAAUGCUCUCCAUAAGGGACAUUAGAACGCUUUAAUAAACACUCAGAGCAACGUCAUUAAAUGUUACUUAUCGCAUUUUGAUUAUGGUCCAUCGACGCAAUAUCGAACAGAAUGUUGUAUGUCCUCUGACUCCUGUUCUUCAAAGUCAGAGAUGGGCAUUCGAGAAGCGCUCAAUCAGUCCGUCGUGUCCUUUCAAGAUGCAAAGUCUCGUCUGCGUCUCGCAAAUUUUUACAACUCUUCUUUUCAACUUACUGCCUGCCCAGACUUCUCACUCCCCAGUGGAAAUGCAUUCUGAAGUGAUGCUUUUCCAGGAGGUUUGGGGGAGGAGCUUGUGUCAUUCAAUGGAGCUGUUGGUGAAGGUGGAACACGAGUACCCUGAAGGGGUGGAGCAUAUCUUUAGCCCGGCGUGCGUGCUCCUGUGGCGAUGCGCUGGUUGCUGCGGAGACGAAAACCUGGAGUGCCACCCGACCACCAUGCGUAACGUCACCAUGCAGCUGAUGAGGAUAACUCCAGCUGAGAGAACAGGGAAGCAGGUUGAGUUAACGUUUGUGGAGCAUCAGAGCUGUGAGUGCAGACUCAGGAUGAUGGAUUUGAAUGAAAGCAGUCCCAGAGACAGGAUCCGUCCUCGGAGAAAGAAGCUCAGGAAGAGAGCCAAAGACUGUCGCAAGUGCCAACAGCCUCUCAGCUAGGUGGAUCCUCAUAUCAUCGUACAAUAACCUCUCUGCUAUGGAAUGAACCACCCUUCACCCCCUCAUCAAUGCCUCAGUUUGUCCCCCAUGGAAAUCCACUGCAGGGAGACAUGUAUGUCAGAACGCACUAAUCCCUGAACGGCAAAUUACUUCAUCCCAGAUUUGUAACAACCUUUGCUUGCCUUGAGAAUACUUUUAGGGAAAAUAUUCUACUUAAAUUGGAGUUAGUAGCUCCACCUCAUGGACACAGAGGAGAUGGGCACAGGAGAUGGCAGGACAGGAGAAAACUAGUUGCCAAGGGACAAGGGAUAAGCCCCACCGUACAUGGAAUUUUCCUGAAAAGCUGUUGGAAAAUGAAGGAACUUAGCUGCCUAUCUGUAUAGAACAACAACAAAGAAGGCUGAAACAAUACAGAACCGUUGCAGACUGCACUUAGGGCAGGACGUACAACUUCACAGUUUUGACCACUGUUUUGAGUUCUGCUCGUAACAUUUGUAUAUUUGUACUGAAGGCUCAGAACAUUGUUUCAGAGACAUGAGUGCAUUACCAAAGGAGGAGAUGGACAUAUGUAUUAUAUAAAAAUGUAUGAAGUUCUAAUAUUUGACUACUAAUGGACCUGAGAGGCCCAGAAGAUAAUCACAAUCUGACUGCUGUACACUCAGACGCACACACAUUUACAUUCUUCAAGAGUGUUCAUAUGUAGAAUUAUGUUUCAUUCAAGCUAGGUGUGUGGUGAUAUGGUUUUAUUUAGAAAUGUGGAAGAACUGCUUAAGGCUCUGAUUUUCAUCAGAAAAAAAUAAUAACAAAUCCAUAUGGAGUACACUGCCUUGAAUAUAAAAUGUUGGUAAUUGUG